GUGGUUCUAUUUAUAAAGUGGAGGCAACUGGCGAAUCUGAAGGUACAAAUAUUCGUGAUACAAUACUUCAAGAAUUAAGAAUAGUUAUUAAUAUUAGCAUAUACUCGGGAGGUGGAUAUUGCUUUUCGCGCAUUUGAUUGGGUGCUCAGCUCCGGAUAUCCUUGCACUUUUCUCAUCCUGACAAAAACAAAAUGACUUCUCCUUUCGUUCCGAUUUAUAUACAGAUGAGUAAAUUUUUGUAUGCUAGAAGAAGCUGCGGUUUCGCAAAACAGGAAAAAAGCCACAAAGUUUUGUUUAACAGUUUGUAGAGGUAUUCUUUAAAGCUAUUUCUAAUUAAUAAAAUUACUAAAAGCGUGUCAAUACAGUUAUGUUUACAACCGCAGUGUUGCUGGAGUGAAGAACAAAUUGUGUUAAAAAUAUUUUCGUUGUUUCGUGGUCAUUUUUGUUUUGUUGUGGUAUAUGCUAAAACAAUUAUUCACCUCAGUGUCGGUUAAUAGUACCUCCAGUUCGGUGAAUAAUUGUAAACUAUUUUAUUUUCAAAAACCAUCCCACAAACAUUAGUCAUUUUUAGUGCUUCUUCCUAUCAGGUUCCGAAAGCUAUUCAGGCCCCACUGUAAAAUGCGCUUCAUGGUUAUAGUAAGAAACAACAGCAAAAUCUAUGCAGUAUCUUGUUCAUCAUAGCCGGGACGUUGCCAGCCUUAAACGAGUGGGAGGUGGGGGUGCAAUCGUGGACUAGGGGUCCGACCUUUCGGAGGCAUGAUCAACCAGAAAAUUUUAGUUUAGGAUCUGUGAAACGCUAUUUCAUACAUUUUAGACACGUUUUAUGAUAAUCUGAAAGCCACAGAUUUGUAAUAUUUUAUGUCAUUGAUGAAAGUAUUACGAGGUUAAUUAAGCUCCUCGCCCCAGUUUUUCAUCAGUUUUGGAAGAAUUACAAAAUUGUGCCUAAAUUACAAAAUUGGUCACAAUAGUCCCCCUGCAUCAUACAUUACUUCACAUAUACAGUGGAACCCCGUUAAUGCGACCACCGUACGGCCAAAAUAUUUUGAUCGUAUUAAUUAGCGGGGCGGUCGUAUUAACGAGAGUCAGAUCAAAAUACGGAACAGAUGUUAUUUAACAUCUGUGCCGUAAAUAUUUUUUUAACAUCUUUGUGAAACGCUGAAAUUUUUGGAGUUUAAAAAAAUUUUGUGGAAGAUUUUGAAGUUUUGCUUUGGAGAGGUGCCCUUGGUGUGGGUCCGCCCCCCUUUGCUUUAUGAUCGUUCCGGCCUCCCUGGGUAAAAUUAUGGUUUUCUUCAGACGUUUUUAUAUACCGCUCGCCAUACCCUGGAUUCCAGAUGCUUCGGUGAUUUUCCUUGCUAAGUAACCAUGGGUUGUAAUUUAAGCGCCGGAAUCCUCUGGUAUAAUUAAAAUGAGCCCAUGCAUUCUUCCAUUUCUUCGAUCGAACCGCGGCAAUCACAAAACAAAAUCAUCGAUUUUAGCACAGAAUCUGUAUUAGACACCUGAUUGGUAUAGACGUUUCAAAAUAGAAUAAUUUACAUAUAUAUUACGGUAAAAUAUGAGUUUCUCGCUGUUGGCUCUCGGCAGAGGUUAAUUCCUAACGAUGUUUUCAGGCUCGUUUACACUUGCAAUUUUUGCUGCGAUUUUAGGUGCGAUUUUCGUCUUUUGAUGGAUGCGAACGAGUGGAUAAGUUGUAACUCUUCUACUCGUUCACAUGCAUUUGAAGGAGAAAAUCGCACUAGAAGUCGCAGCAAAAAUUGCAAGUGUAAACGGGUCUUUAAGGAAAUUUCAGGAUAAAUACUCCGCUUUAACACUGUCUUUAGUGGGUCUCACAAACUCGACAUUCCACAGCCACCCGUACAGAAUGAUUCAAGAUGGCCGCCGUCUUCUGUAUUAUUUACCCAAUGUUUCGUUCCUGGUUAAUUAAUUAAUUAAUGCUAUUUUAAGGUGGCGUCGUUGAAUUUUACUAGAUAGCAUACUAAAAUAUUUGUGGUAUAUAUUCUUUGCGUGAUUUAAAUAAAAUCCGGUAAUGGUCGAUAGGCAAGAUUUCUAAGCUUACUGAUUCCGAAGGCAGUUUUAGUUUGGCGAACUGCCCUGAUAGACCACUGAAAUGUUUCGUUUAUGUAGUAUAUGUGGACUCUGUAUUUUUGCGUAAUUGAACUCCUGUAUGAAUCUAUACAAUAUAGCUCCAUUACUUAAAGUAUUCGUAGUUUCCUCUUCGCUUGACCGAUAGCAGACACAGGUCAGUUGGUAACAUUUAUAAACUUACUUGUUUGAUUGCGUAGGCGACCGUAGACAUUAAGGGCGUAGCCAGCCCCAAACGAGUGGCGGAGGUCUAAUCGUUCCGCCGGCUUAGGGGCGUGGUCUCCAGGAAAAUUUUCCACGACCCUCCCAAGGGUUUGUUUUUCAUCUUUAUUUCAUGUUUCCUAUUUAUUGUGCGCGCUUAGAUUUAAGAAUGAUCAUGAGCAUGAGCAUAACUUAUAUAACGAUGAAAAGAAAACUGUAAAUAACACCAUCCGCAAAUUUAAUGCUACAUUAAUAACAAACUUGUAUGUAUUUCCUGCAUUUUCUUAUGUUUAGCAUUAACAGACAUCACGUUUGUUCUACCACCAAAUAGAAAUCAUUUUCAGCCUAUGUUUGAACUGAGAUUUAAGAAAGAAGACACAUGGUAUUCUGUUCAUGCAUCGGAAAGCGGUGUGACAGCAUCUAAGGUAUGCUGAUUAUAUAGGCCUACUUCGUCAUUAUAUAGUAUUCUGGUGUAGUUUUUUUAUCAUUACUUUAUACAAUAUUUAAAAACGGCUUAAUUGAAUAUAAUUUUUUUUAUCAUUCCUCAAUUAAAGAACAACUGUCAAACCAUGAUGUCGCGGGCUUUUGUUAUUGUUUUUAUCUUACCCAAAAUCAACAAAUAGCAAUAAAAAUACCUUGUUUGGUACGUUUCCGAUAAGAAUCAGAUGAAAGAAGCAAAUAUCGUAAGGGAUUGUUUAAAUAUACCCGGAUUACAAAAAAACGUUUCCAGAUUGGUUGAUCUACUCCACCCAUAAAAUGGCCGGCAGCAGGUAUUUUCAGCCCGAAAUAUUAUGGUCUGAACACCAAUCCUUUGAUAUAACUGAAUCAAAAUUUUCAUUUAAAAUACCUCGCCUAUUCGUACCAAUAACAAAUAAUUGAGUUUGAUUUUCUAGUUUUACUCUAUCGAAUUUUCUCGUCAUAGGUGAUUAUUGUAACUAAAUUCUUGAAAACCAAGUGCUGAAGUUGUUAAGCCGCUCAUGAAGUCUUUACUCAGUCGCAGUCUUAAAAUCCACAGGCGGCCCGAUCUCGCAAGAGUCAGUAUAUAGACUUAUAGUAAUGUAUAUAUAUUAUAGUAAAAAUGUGUCAUAAAAUAUAAAUUUUAAAAUGAAAUUGACUUGCCUAUUUGGUAGUGUGUGUUCUCCUUUUAUUCCUCUUUUGUUGGACUAAUAUUUUCCGAGACUUUGCACUCGAUGGUACUAGUAUACAUAAUACAUGACAAAGGCAAACUACUUACAAUCGUCGUCCGUCUGCAUGGAAUCGAAAAUUUUCCCACUCAAAUCGCUAUAUUCUCAAAAACAUUUGCUGGCAUGUAGAACAGAUGCCGUUGUUCCAAAAUACGGUGAUACUUCGGAGAGAUGUACAAGUUUGGACCAUAUUUUAACAAUGGCAAUCAAAACCCAUUUUAUAUUGAACUUACAAAGACCGACGCGAUUACUACCGCGAAUGCUUGGGCAACCAGGCCUCCUUUAUCGUUGAAAUUUACAGGGGGGUUACAUUAAUUCGAGAUAUGAUCGUUAUAUUAAAGGCUAAUUUGAAAUAUGAUAUAUAGACAUCAUAAAUUGUUUUAAAUACAUUUCUUAUUAUAACAUACGUGCUAUAUGCACUCCGACAAUAUGUUGUUUUCCAUUUUACUUCCCGCUUUUUGGUAUUUGCAUGCUGUGGGCAUGCAGCGUCCCCCUCCCCCCUGUAAAUCCCAACGAGAAAGGAGGCCUGGUUGCCCAGGCAUUCGCGGUAGUAAUCGUCGGUUUUGUAAGCUCAAUAUAAAAUUUUCGAUUCCUUGCAGACGAUUGUAAGUAGUUUGCUUUUAUCAUGCAUUAUGUAUAGCUACUAGUACCAUCGAGUGCAAAGUCUCGGAAAAUAUUAGUCCAACAAAAGAGGAAUAAAAGGAGAACACGCACUAUCAAAUAGGCAAGUCAAUUUCAUUUUAAAAUUUAUAUUUUAUGACGUAUUUUUACUAUAACAUACAUUACUAUAAGUCUAUGCUGACCCUUGCGAGAUUGGGCUGUACACAGAGUAACAUAAUCAUAGGUGUCGUGGACUUGUGGUUAUAGUGUCUAAACUUCCAUGAGUCAAAUAAUUUAUAAUGGCACAAUGUGGCUGCCUAGUGUAGUGGAGACCAGACAAUUGUUAUCAACAAGUCCACGAUUAUUUAAGCGUAAGAUCCAUCAUGAUUUUCUAUCUUGAUUCUUUUGAAAUAUUUUGACAAUAGAAUGAGUAUCCUAUUACUUUGUUUUACAGAUUACCGACGGAGCUACAUUGUUUGGAGUGAUUCAAUUUUGGUCACCAAAUUCACCAUAUGUUGCUCUUCGAUCCAAUCAACAGCAGGGCGAUCACAACCUUUAUCUGAGCAGUAAUGGAGCUGGAGUCAUGAAACUGAAACGUUGGAAUAAACCAAUCCCAGAGUCUCCUUUUACGACCCCAGAAGUCGACCCUGCUUUGUUAUUCCGAGUGGUCAGGCCGUUAGACCAGGACUAA
Molecule: messenger RNA, 4755 nt
Organism: Paramuricea clavata
Lineage: Eukaryota; Metazoa; Cnidaria; Anthozoa; Malacalcyonacea; Plexauridae
Source: the annotation of a GenBank genome assembly